Megalops cyprinoides (Indo-Pacific tarpon) is the source of this 4974-nucleotide messenger RNA. Its product is annotated as reticulon-3-B-like. NCBI's taxonomy places the organism in Eukaryota, Metazoa, Chordata, Actinopteri, Elopiformes, Megalopidae. Gene Ontology annotation, cellular component: neuron projection; postsynaptic density. The record is from RefSeq and is a predicted model, not a curated record. The transcript is spliced from 7 exons. Gene Ontology annotation, biological process: brain development; neuron differentiation; endoplasmic reticulum tubular network formation. The coding region runs from base 153 to 2837 and encodes 894 amino acids.
GUUCCGGCACACCCUCUGAGGGCUUGUCCGCCUCUCUCUGCUCUGUGGCUGAGCCUGGCUCAUUGUCUCUGCUCGAUGGACAAUUUGAAGGUGUGGAUUUGCAUCUCAAAGGUCAGGAGAGGAAAACGGAGUUCGGAAGCUCUGUCUCUGCCAUGAGGGACUCCUCUGGGGUUAGGCUGUCCUCCAGCUACGACUCCACCCAGGACAAGUCCUCCACUGAGGCUCUUGCAGGGAAACAGGAAGAUGCUGAUUCCCAGAGCGAUGCAGAUUUUCUCCUUUUUAAAGAGUGCCACUAUGGCCAGCCCACCGUUCGUUCAGCUCACGCUUCCCCCUUCCCCGAGGCGGUGUCACCGGACCCAGACUCGCCCCAGUCCCCGUUUGAGGUGUUGGGAGACGGGGGGCGGGACAGUGGCUUCGGAAGGGACGUUGAAGACACAGCUGACAGAACACCAGCUUGGCAGUUGCCUUCAUCACCUGGUGGGAAGAGUCAAGACAGAGUCAGAGAGGUGGCAGGACGGGGAAUCCAUGAUGCUUUCAUGGAUUCAGCAGGUAGACCAUCAGAGCCCGUGGACCGGGCGGGCAGGUCUGUGGAGCCAGCCAGCGUGGGAGACGCCUCUGAAUUCCAUCCUGGGUUUUCACCCUCUGUGUACAUGUGGGACAAACUAGAGCCCCCAGGGAGUGCGGUUCGGGGGACGUCUGAGCCAGACCCAUGGGUCUCUCCUAUCCCAUCUGAGCCCACAUCUGCCUAUAUAUCCCAGAUCUCAGAACUGACAUCCUCCCAGGUGGAAUAUGGAUCCUGGAUUAGUGACCAGGAGCCGGCAGACCUGGACAGCUCGGGGGAGUCGGACGACACCGUGAUCGAGGACACACCUGAGCGUUUUCGUGCAUCGAGCAGCCCUGUUCCCGAAUCCACUGUCCCCUCUGAGCCCAGAGCAGGAGCCCCGGAAGAGCCAAAGGAGCAGCCAGCUCCAGCAGCCAGCACCGUCCACACAGUCAAGCAAAGCCUCAGGGAGGAAGAUGAGGACGACUACGAGAUUUUUAAAGGAGCUGGCAAAGAAGUGCUUGGGCAGAAUAGUCAACUACCAAAAGCCCGUUUUGAUAUGGAACCCUCACCCUCGCCAAAGCCAGAUCAGACGGCCUUCUGUGCUUCUGUAGCAACCUUCUCUGAAGAAAUUGCACAGAUUUCCCCUCUCUCAAAAGACCCGAGGGAAGCCCAGUCAAAAACCUACAGUUUUGCUUCAAAUGAUGAAAAUGUCAAACACCCCUCCUAUAGCCUGUCCUCCUCACUGACAGAGAAAUGGAACCCCGAUCUGAUGCAGGACACUUUUCCAGCAGCUGUGUGUGGUCAGUAUUUUGCAGAAGAAUGUAGUCCGUCUGAAAAGAACUCCGGUUCGCUUUUUAAUCAAGGGCUAACAGCACAUUCAGCUGAGUCUGCUCUCCCAGACUGGCACAGAGCCUCAGGGGAAAGUAGACCUAAGAAUCCCGGGACAGAUUCAGAGAACAGGCCUGAAGAUGCUGAAAUCUCCCUCCCUAAGCCUGUGGGAGGUCAGCCGUCUCCCAGAGACAUUCCCCGAGAUCCAUUCUCUCACCUGCAGAGUGAACCCCACAGAGUUACCCAGAAUCCUGCUGGGAUGGGUUCAGACAGGGAGGUUUCGGCUGCAGGGGCGAGUCCAGCGCGGGGAGCGGUCCUGUCCCCUGGGGAGCCCGGGCCGACGCCCACAGCGGCGAAACAGGGGCACCAACCCGCAGAGGACUCCCCGGAGACAUCAAGCGACCCCGAGAGCAUCGAGCUGGAGUGCUCGGUCUCGGCCGCCACAGACAGCUUCGUGGACUUUAUGAGGGAGUGUCUGAAUUCACGUCCACACAAAGAGCCGGAGGACUUCAGCCAGCGCUCUGCGCCCAAGGAGAAACCCCCCCAGGUGGCUGCCCCAUUCUCGGGGUCCCCCCCUGCCAUGCUGCUGGACCUGGAGCAGGAACACCUCACCAUCUGUGCCCUGAAGGAGCUUGGGAGCAGCCAGGAGGAGGAGGGGGACCAGAUGUCUUCCACAGAGCCCUCACAGACUGCUGCUCUGCCAGAGACGGCUCUCCAAACUGGCACUAAAGCCCAGACCUCCAUCACUCCCGCUGCUCCUCCUCCUCCUCCUCCGCCUCCUCCUCCCUGUAACGAACCUCCACUGCAGGCCUCACCUGUCAGACAGGUAGAGAGGACGGAUGCGCCACAGCUUGCUGAGCAUGUGUUGUCGGCGUUACUAACCCACCUGUCAGUGCGGGACCUGGUUCUCUGGCGGGACCCCCGGAAGACGGGUGUGGUGUUCGGCGUGUCCCUCCUGGUGCUGCUCUCUUUGGCCACGUUCAGCGUGAUCAGUGUGGUGUCCUACCUGCUGCUCGCCCUGCUCUGUGUCACCAUCACCUUCCGCGUCUACAAGUCCGUCAUCCAGGCCGUGCAGAAGUCCAACGAGGGACACCCCUUCAAGGCCCUGAUGGAGAAGGACGUCACCAUCCCCACCGAGACGUUCCGCAAGCAUACAGACAUCGCCCUGGCACACCUCAACCGCAGCAUCAGACAACUGAGACGCCUCUUCCUGGUGGAGGAUCUGGUGGACUCUCUCAAGCUGGCCAUUGUGAUGUGGCUGCUGACCUACGUGGGGGCGAUCUUCAACGGCAUCACCCUCCUGAUCCUGGCUGACAUCCUGGUCUUCAGCUCGCCGCUGGUCUAUGAGAAAUACAAGACCCAGAUCGAUCGCUACGUUGCCAUGGUGCGCAAUCAGAUUGACACCACCCUCGCAAAGUUGCAGGAGAAGCUCCCGGGGGCAGUGAAACGCAGUAAAGCAGACUGAAGAAUCCCCCCCCUCCCCCCGCCUGCUCUCCCCCCUCCGGCCUCCUCCACAUCACGCACUCUGCACCAGCUCCUGAGUGAAAGCUAUUCUCUGUAGAAACCGGCACACCUUAACUAACACUGCUUCUGUCCGCCAGAGCCGCCAACACACCACGAGUCUCUGCUUCAGCUGGGGGUGGGGGUGGGAGGAAUGAAGCCCUAAAUGGAGAUAUCUCCCAGACACACACACACACACACACACACACACACACACAGACAGCAAGGUGGACUUUGUGAACUAGACUGAAUCUUUGCCCUGGUCCUGUAGAGACUGCAGAGAGGAGUGGUGGUGUUGCUCUGUGGAAAGUGAAUGUCUGAACUCUGGCUAAAGAACAGGAAGCCUCACUUCCUUACAUGCCCUCUCAUCCCCCACAGCGUGGGAGAGAAUAUUCCUGUCGCUUUUACAUUUAAAGCAUCAUGCGAUGCUCUUACUCCCAGAGGUUCCGAAAAGGAGCUGCCCCCCUCCUGAUCCUCCCCUCCCAUCACCUGAGACAGGUGUGUGAGCUCACCUGCAGUGCACUUAGAUGUUUCACAAGCAACACAUGCAGGCUGAAUAAAGGGGGAAAACCUGCAGGUGGACCAGCUGUUGCCGUCUAGUUCACCGCGGCUCUCGGUCUGUUCUUAUGCAUUCUGUAAAAAUGUGUAUGUACAUAAGACUAACACUUUCUGCUGUCAAGGCAACAUCCUGUACUCUCUCUUAGCUCCUAAAGACCUCCUUCCACUAGAUGUACUUAUCACAGGUGUUCUCAUCCACACAAGUAAUCGUGAAUAUUUAUUAUUAUUAUUAUUAUUAUUAUUAUUAUUAUUACUAUUAUUAUUAUUCCUGAGCCAGCUGCUGAAGGCUGUUUUUCCUCUGCAGUGGAGUUGUUGAAACCGUUUUCAGCAGAAAUGAGGGCAGCUGUUCUGCUCAUAUUACUGCCCUCUGGAGAUGGGAGAGUGAGGCUUCAUGAACCCCGAAGGUUUCACGAACCCCGGAGCCUCCUCAGUCAGAGGGAUGCUGGUGCAGAGGACUCAUCUGUCACUCUCUGUCCCUCUCUCUCCCUCUGAUUACGCUCUCAGCUUCAGGGUUGAGCACAGCCUGGGCUGGGGUUACCUGUAAGAGCAUAACCCUGAUCUGGCAUUUCAGUGGAAGGGAGACUCAGCCUUGAGCUAGAAGGCUGAGGCUGAUCCCAGACCAGUCCUGCCGUGGCUUUGAGAUAAGCACCAAAGCCCAGCUGCCUCAGUAAACACUGUCUCACCUGUACACACAGGUAAUGCGUAAAAAUGCAAGCUAGUACAUAGGCGCAUCUGCUAAACAAAAAUAUGUGGAAUUUUGAAAUGACUACUUAUAGGGUGGCUAGGACUCCAGCUCUGCCAUUCAGCUGUGCAUGCUGGGUAGGGUAUCCCAGAAUGCUCUGCUCACACAUCUAGCUCAUCAGUCUGUACCUGCUGAAUUUCCCAUUAAGAACAUUCCUGCUGGUCAUAGACCUCUGCAUGGAUCGGUCAGUGGCCAGGACACCUUAAUAAGAUGCUCUGCAAAUCUGCUCUCCACACCUCUUUCCCCUGGAUUUAACCAUUUCACCUGAAAGAGUGAAGACUUCUGUGGGCAUUACUGUGGAACUGUGGGUCUCUCUCUGUGUCUCUCCUCGUUGCAGAAGAAUUUGAGGAUUUCAGUGUUCCCCUGCAUGCACAUCCAUACGCACACAAACCCAGUGUUCAGCAUCUGUGCGUUCUAACAGACCUUAGCAGAAGCUCACGUCGUAGUGUCUAGACAUUGUUUCAGUGAUCACAAUGUGGAGAAAUGUUUUUUUUUCCCAAUAUUUUAUCAUUAGUGUUACGACCUCAAGAUGACACCUGUUUUUUUAAGCUAAUAAGACUGUAGCCCCCUCACCUCUUUGUGGCGUGAAGUUUCAUUGGCUCCUUGUUGUUCCAGUAGGGCGGGUCUCGUGCUCUUGUUUCAGGGUGGUUAGAUGUACUAACAUGUGAGCGCGGUUUGUGGUGAACUGUAUCUUCAGUAUGUGUUUGAGAGCUUGGAAAAAAAAGUUGUAAGUUUGAAAAGGAAAAAAGUGGUUCCUGUGCUGAUGUCAAAGUGAUAUUAAUAAAAAAAAAUGAAAGUAUGA